Dioscorea cayenensis subsp. rotundata (Guinea yam) is the source of this 855-nucleotide messenger RNA. RefSeq lists its product as uncharacterized. The transcript is spliced from 2 exons. NCBI's taxonomy places the organism in Eukaryota, Viridiplantae, Streptophyta, Magnoliopsida, Dioscoreales, Dioscoreaceae. Bases 92 to 709 code for a protein of 205 amino acids. The record is from RefSeq and is a predicted model, not a curated record.
CGCCAUUACCAUCUUGCUCUCCAAGAAAAAGAGAGAGAAAUUGAGAGAGAGAGAGAGAGAAGAAGAAGAAGAAGGAGAAGGAGAAGGAGAAAUGGUGCUAUGGGAGAUCACAGUGGCCACGGCCUACUUCUUGGGCCUUCGCCGUACCUACCGUCUCGCUCUCCGUAUCCAACGCCGACUCGUUGGUCCCAAUCAUCCCCAGAUCCGCCAAUUUCUCCACAGGCGUGUCCGGGGAGUAUUUGAUGUGGCAGUAAAUGUUCACAAAACUGUACAACAAAGAGAUAUAGAAGUCGGCAGGAACUUGGGCAACUGGAUUCUCCGACAUCUAGAUCGCAUGAAGCCAACAGCCGAGAUACGUUCCUCCACAUGCAGGAUCCCUACAACCACCGCCACCACCACCACCAACAACAACAAAAGCAGCAUUCUCAAGCGGGUGACUAGUUUUCCCCUACGAUACCAAAAGCCGAUUUUCAAAACCACUGAAACAGAGACCAAAAGCCGGCUUCUUUUUACUCCGUUAAGCAUCCGCCCGAAAUCCUUCCCAUAUUUAACCUCAGUGAUGCAGCAGAUGCGAACUCCGGCCACGAACACUCAGCAAUUCCGGCUUGUUUCCAGCCAAUCAACUUCUGUUCCCAUUUCUAACACUAGAAUGAGCAGAUUUGGUUGUGUUUUUCGUCCAGACAUCUCUCAGUGGAUGAUGCUUGCUUAGUCCAUUUGUGUUUUUCAUUCUGUUGUUUGGUUUUAAAUUUUCUCAGGACUUCAUGAACAUCUUACUUCUCCUGUUAAUUUAUUGUACAUUACUUCCCACUUUUAACAUGAAUCUAUAAUUAAAGUUUGACAUCUUUUUUAUGAUUA